Physeter macrocephalus (sperm whale) is the source of this 909-nucleotide messenger RNA. It is a transcript of the gene OR5P3, whose product is annotated as olfactory receptor family 5 subfamily P member 3. Gene Ontology annotation, biological process: G protein-coupled receptor signaling pathway; sensory perception of smell. NCBI's taxonomy places the organism in Eukaryota, Metazoa, Chordata, Mammalia, Artiodactyla, Physeteridae. Gene Ontology annotation, molecular function: odorant binding; olfactory receptor activity; G protein-coupled receptor activity. The record is from RefSeq and is a predicted model, not a curated record. Gene Ontology annotation, cellular component: membrane.
AUGUCAUUCUCAGUAUAAAUGGGGACUGGAAACUACACAACUGUAACAGAGUUCAUUAUUUUGGGGUUAGCAGAGGAUACUACAGUUCGUGCCAUUUUAUUUAUUGUGUUUCUAGGAAUCCACGUGGUCACCUUAAUGGGCAAUGUCAGCAUAAUCAUGUUAAUCAGAAGCAGCCCUCAGCUUCAUACCCCAAAGUACUUUUUCCUCUGCCAUUUGGCCUUUGUAGACAUUGGAUACUCCUCAUCAUUCAUACCUGUCAUGCUCAUGGGCUUCCUCAGGGAAGGAACCUCUAUCCGUGUUGCUGGUUGUGUCGCUCAGCUCUGUUCUGCAGUCACAUUUGGGACGACUGAGUGCUUCUUGCUGGCUGCCAUGGCCUAUGACUGCCAUGUGGCCAUCUGCUUGCCCCUGCUCUACUCCACCCACAUGUCCCCCAGAGUUUGCAUUCUCUUAGUGGGGGCUUCCUAUUAAGGUGGGUGUGUGAAUGCUUGGACAUUUACUGGCUGUUUGUUAAGCCUGUCCUUCUGUGGACCAAAUAAAGUCAAUCACUUUUUCUGUGAUUAUUCACCACUUCUGAAGCUUUCUUCUUCUCAUGAUUUUACUUCUGAAAUAAUUCCAGAUUCUUCUGGCUCCAUCAUUGUAGUUACUGUGUUUAUCAUCGCUUUCUCUUACAUCUGCAUCCUUUUCUCAAUCCUGAAGAUGUGCUCUACUGAGGGGCAGCAUAAAGCCUUCUCCACUUGCACCUCCCACCUCACAGCAGUCACUCUGUUCUGUGGGACCAUUACCUUCAUUUAUGUGAUGCCCAAGUCCAGCUACUCAGCUGAACAAAACAAAGUGGUGUCUGAUCCCCUGUUGAACCCCCUCAUGUACAGUCUCAGGAACAAGGAGGUUAAAGAGACCAUGAGAAAAUGA